AUGCGCAUAUCAUGGCUUCUUCUUCUCUCGACCGCGGCGGCGGUCGAACUGGACGUGGAUGAUCCAGAUUCGAUCAAAUCGGUCUCCAGGCAAGUCGCGACGAAUAUGCUCUCAUACUAUACCGGUAUGAACCCUGGCGACAAUCCGGGAAACCUCCCGGACCCGUACUACUGGUGGGAAGCCGGCGCGAUGUUCGCAUCGCUAGUCGAUUAUUGGUUCUAUACCGGCGAUGACACCUGGAACGAUAUCACAACGCAGGCUAUUCUCUGGCAAGCUGGAGGCGAGGGGACAUUCAUGCCUGAGAACCAGACACGGACCGAAGGGAACGAUGACCAGAGUUUUUGGGCCUUUGCGGCCAUGUCCGCCGCGGAGCGCAACUAUCCCAAUCCACCGGACGACAAACCUGGGUGGUUGGCUAUGGCGCAGGCUGUUUUCAAUACCCAGGCAGCUCGUUGGGACACAGGGAGUUGCUCCGGAGGGCUAAAAUGGCAAAUAUUCACUUUCAACAACGGGUACGAUUAUAAAAACACAAUCUCAAACGGAUGCUUCUUCAACCUGGCCGCGCGUUUAGCCAAAUACACCGGCAAUCAAACGUAUGCCGACUGGGCGGACCGCAUCUGGGACUGGACCAAGAGCGUUGGUUUCAUGACGGACGAAUAUCAGUUCUGGGACGGGGCUGAUGAUCGACAAAACUGUUCGGAAUUCAACCGCAUUGAGUGGACGUACAAUUCGGGGGUGUAUCUCUUAGGCGCAGCGACAAUGUUCAAUUUCACCGAAGGUGAUCCCGUCUGGAAAGAACGAACACAGAAUAUCCUCAACGCUACAACGGCCGCCUUCUUCACCGAUUCGGUCAUGUACGAGCGCGCCUGCGAGCCGGUCGACACUUGUCAGGUUGACCAGCGCGGUUUCAAAGGUUACACGGCGCGCUGGAUGGCCUCUUCGACUCAGAUGGCUCCCUUCACAUAUGAUCAUGUAAUGCCUCUUCUGCGUGCAUCCGCUGAAGCAGCUGCGGAAACCUGCACCGGUGGAGAUGACGGUCUAGCCUGUGGGCAGAAGUGGGUAACCAGGAAAUGGGAGGGUGAGGAAGAUGUUGGACUGCAAAUGGCAGCGCUCGAAGUCAUUCAGUCGAAUCUGAUCAGUCGUGUUGAUCCCCCGGUGACCGACGAGCACGGUGGAACCAGUAAAGGCAACCCCGGUGGUGGGUCAACGCCACCAGAACCGAAGCCUUCUAGUUUGACGAUGGAUAUCACGACGAAGGACAGAGCCGGGGCGGGCGUGCUUACCGGGAUGGUGGCUUUAAUAGUGAUCGGUUCGACAGGAUGGCUUGUCUGGGAUUAA
Molecule: messenger RNA, 1338 nt
Organism: Aspergillus ruber CBS 135680
Lineage: Eukaryota; Fungi; Ascomycota; Eurotiomycetes; Eurotiales; Aspergillaceae
Product: glycoside hydrolase family 76 protein
Exons: 2
Coding region: 1-1338 (445 amino acids)
Biological process (GO): carbohydrate catabolic process; fungal-type cell wall biogenesis
Molecular function (GO): mannan endo-1,6-alpha-mannosidase activity
Source: RefSeq, a predicted model, not a curated record